GAGGCCGGCGGCCCUGCGAGGGGGAGAGCAGCGAGGUCCCGGAGCACGCGGAGGAGGCCUCUGCCUCGCCAGGCGGCCAGGAAGGCGCGGGAGAUGUGGAGGCGCGGUGUGCGGCUGAACACCAAGGCGACCAGGGCCAGGAGGGCCAGGGAGGCCAGGGCCAGGGCCAGCGCCAGGAGGGCGGAGGCCCGAGCAAGGGAGGACGCCAGGCCUGAGUCCAGAGGCCGGAAGAGGUCGAGCUCCAAGGUCAGGGAAGAGGCAGGAGCCCGUCCAGACACCAACAGCGGAUAAAGCAGAGUCGCCUUGCAGCGGGCGGGGAAAGGCGUGGACAAAGACCUCCACGAAAUCCCGAGCUUCCCAGAAUGCAGUGGGGAGCCCAUAGUGUGGGAGAGGCUUCAGGUUCUCAGGGCACUGAUGCCUUUCCCACACAGACUGCUGAGAAAGCAGCUCUCACUCUCAAUGAAGCUGGUUAUAAGACUUCC
Messenger RNA from Chinchilla lanigera (long-tailed chinchilla), 482 nucleotides. Its product is annotated as testis-specific H1 histone. The record is from RefSeq and is a predicted model, not a curated record. Lineage: Eukaryota; Metazoa; Chordata; Mammalia; Rodentia; Chinchillidae.